AAAUAGGAAAACACUUUAGAAUCGCAAUAUAUCUUAAACUCAAAUGCCGUGAGAGGGUUUAAGAGCCUCGGCACCAAAUACUGAACAGAAUACACUUUGAGUUUGGUCCUUUUCAGUCUUCGUCUUGUGUCUAGGGCUAACUAACUUCUUCUUCUUCUUCUUCUUUGGAGGAGCUCUCUGUGUAUACUUUGAGUCAAAAUUCAAAAUCCAUGGAUUCGCAGACUAACGAUGCCAACCUUGACGGUGAAGCUCACGACAUUAACAGGUCAGACCACAGAGAUGAGGCGGAGGAUGAAGAUUACAAGUCUCAACCUCAUACUGGCGACGGAGCCAGUCCUGGGAAAAUCUUUAUAGGGGGUUUGGCCAGAGAGACAACUACAGCGCAAUUUAUAAAGCAUUUCGGCAAAUACGGUGAAAUUAUAGAUUCAGUGAUAAUGAAGGACCGGAAAACAGGGCAGCCCCGUGGGUUCGGUUUUGUGACCUAUGCAGACCCCUCUGUCGUUGAUAAAGUCAUUGACGAAACUCAUGUUAUCAAUGGCAAACAAGUGGAAAUCAAGCGCACAAUACCGAGGGGAGCAAUGGGGUCUAAGGAUUUCAAGACUAAGAAGAUUUUCGUGGGUGGAAUUCCAACAACCGUGAAUGAAGAUGAGUUUAGUGACUUCUUUUCACAGUUUGGAGAGGUCAAGGAGCAUCAGAUUAUGCGAGACCACUCCACCGGUCGCUCCCGUGGCUUUGGAUUUAUUACCUUUGACACAGAGCAAUCAGUUGACGAACUCUUGGACAAGGGGAACAAGCUUGAGUUCGCUGGAGCUCAGGUGGAGAUUAAAAAGGCAGAGCCAAAGAAGCCAAACCUACCUGCAGCCCCAUCUAAACGUUACAGCGAUUCUCGGCCUGCAUAUGGUGGCGGGUACGGAGAUAGCUAUGGGGGAUUUGGAGGUGGCGGUUAUGGUGCUGCAGGUGGUUAUAGGUCAACUGCGGCCUAUGGUGGUAGGGGAGGCAGUGCAUAUGGAGGAUAUAGUGGAAAUGAAUUUGGCGGCUAUGGAGUAUAUGGAGGCGGUGGUGGUGGUGGUGGGGGUAUAGGGGCGUAUAGGGGAGAAUCAUCCAUAGGAUACUCGGGCCGUUAUGGAGGAGCCUAUAGCAGAGGUUAUGAUCUAGGAGGCGGUUAUGGUGGAGCUGGUGAGAGUUAUGGGGGAUAUGGAAGUGCUGGUGGUGCAGCUGGUGGUGGUUACGGGAGUGGUUAUGAUGCAGGUUUUGGAGGUGGCUACGGAGGUGGUAGUGGAGCUUCCUUUUAUGGUAGUAGAGGGGGAUAUGGUGGUGCAGGUAGUGGUCGAUAUCACCCUUAUGGGAGGUAGAAGGUUUGUUGUAUUUUAGGACUAAAGAAGUCUUGCAGCCAAACGCAAAGGUGUUGUUUGUAGCUCUUGGCUUCAAGUCUACUCUACUGGCUUAUGUUUCCAGUUUCUUUUGUUUUUGUGUCAAAGAUGUUCCAUAUUUACCUUAGUUUAAUUCUUUUUAUUUCUUUGAAGGUUCAAUUUCCAUUUUACCCUUUUCUGUACCAAGACUACGAGAUCAAAGGGACCUGGUUCUUUCUUAUUUAUCUGCCAAUUAUCAGUAACAGGCUGCACAUUGUGCAGAUGUUUGCAUUAGA
This is a messenger RNA of Prunus dulcis (almond), 1645 nucleotides long. Its product is annotated as heterogeneous nuclear ribonucleoprotein A1-like 2. The transcript is spliced from 6 exons. Gene Ontology annotation, molecular function: RNA binding. The record is from RefSeq and is a predicted model, not a curated record. Bases 210 to 1352 code for a protein of 380 amino acids. Gene Ontology annotation, biological process: regulation of gene expression. NCBI's taxonomy places the organism in Eukaryota, Viridiplantae, Streptophyta, Magnoliopsida, Rosales, Rosaceae. Gene Ontology annotation, cellular component: nucleoplasm.